Molecule: messenger RNA, 11680 nt
Organism: Porites lobata
Lineage: Eukaryota; Metazoa; Cnidaria; Anthozoa; Scleractinia; Poritidae
Source: the annotation of a GenBank genome assembly
AUGGAUAUGGAAGAAAAGGUGAAGGGUUCUCAUUUACGAGGAGAGACAUACACAGUUUCCCAAGAUGGUUUGUGUCCACGCUGUGGGAAUUCAAACAGACUUUAUGUAAUCUUGGACAAGUAAGUGUUUGUGAGUCUGUCAAGGCUGUUUUUCACUCUGUUAGAUUUGAUUCUCACUUAACCCUGUAAUCCCCAAUGUCCACAAACAUACAAAUUCUCCAGACUGUUCUUUAUACAUUUUCUUAGAGAAUUAGUCGGCAGAAUUUGAAAAACAAUCAGGGCUUUUCCCCUUUGGUGCUGCACGGUUAGCUCAGUUGGGAGAGUGUAGGCAUAUGCCGGUCUGCAGAGCAGGAGGUCGUGGAUUCAAACCCCUGCCAGACCAACACUCAGGGUCUUUAAAAUAACUGAGGAGAAAGUGCUGCCUUUGCAAUGACAUCUGCAAACGGUUAGACUUUCUAGCCUUCUCGGAUAAGGACGAAAAACCGUAGGUCCCUUCUCACAGCACUUUCAUUUACCUGGCUCUUAAGGGACGUAAAAGAACCCACACCACUCUCCAAAAAGAGUAGGGGACGUAGACCCCAGUGGUGUGGCCAACCUCUUCUGGGCUGGGUGGGUUAUCUGCAAGGACACACAUAAACUGGAGCAGUGCUCUGUUGUGUGUUUGACACCGUAUGGUGGAAGUGAUUAAAUAUAUAAAUAAAUAAAUCAUAUAACCAGUUCUCAUAACCUUUUCCCUUGAUUAUAUACUGAUUUUGUGUGGAGAAAAUUGAUGUUGGUCACUCGUGGGACUAAAGGGUUAAUUUAAAUAUUAUUACAGAUUAUUCCCCAUGGGCGAUAUGCCGGAAAUUCUUCACAGUCUCAUAGCCAAAGGAAGAGCAAUCCUUUGGUCAAGUCAAGAGAGAGAAGGCUACAAGGUGAGACUUGCAUUUGAAUGUUCAACUUUGGCUGAUAGCUCCAACCUGAGAACUGGUGCUGUCAGUGCUCGAAUGUAUGAUAGAUAAUUUCCUUAAUAAACUCACAUGAAGGUCUACAGCUGAGCAGGAGAUAUCUUAAAGCUUAAUUUGUUGACUUAAACUGCAGUGUACUUAUUUUUUUUCUGACUGCAAGGCAGAUUUUGUCCUUUAACUCUGCCUCAUUGUUCAAGGCCUUUACAGCUCCAUUUUUGUUAACAGGCAUUGACCUUGCAGAGUUUUCUCCAAAAUAGUGUUAAAGGGUAUAUUAAAGCCAAGAGGAUGGCCCCUAACUUGUGGUGCACAAAAUGCUAUGAGCCAAACAAAGUAGAAGUUGAUAUUUGAGCAAAUUUUCCUACAGAAAAUGUGAGUCGUCAUAUUCAAAAUAUGAUGAGAUGAUUAAAAGCAGUGUAUAUGUUGAAGGGCAAAACUUAAAUUUUGUCGUCAGCCAUUACACCAGAAUUCUUUUGUCUUCUAUGAGUAAGGAUACAAAAUUGAUAAAACUCUGCAUCAAACUAGGUUUAAUACUGAUUUAAUACUGAAAAUUGUGCUUUAGGGGUUUUUCACGUUUUCUGGGUUCUUGUUGAUACAGUUGGUUACUGCACGUGGAUAACCACCAGAGCGUUUGGGCUGAAGGCCCUUGUUUUUUGUUCUGAGUCAAGGAGCUCUCAUUUAAGAUACUGUAUUUGUUUCCUUUCUGUUAACCUAAUUUAUACCUAUACAGGACCCACCCACAUUUCUGUGUCGCGGAUUUUGUCCUCCUGACCCACUGGGUGCAGGGUUUAAUGUUAACUGGGACAAUGUAUCAGUGUACAAAAUCCUGGAGUCUCUGGAUCGGCCUUUACAGGUAUCAAUCACACCAGAUAUAAUAAUUAUUAACCAGUCUAUUGUGCAGGUUAUUUCCAUGAUAAUUGUAAUCCUGUUUUUUCUCACUACCAUAACUAAAACAUUGCUUUUUAUAAAAUUUUCUGUUUCUCCUAAUGCUGUGACACAGUUGCAUCCGAGCAAAAUCUUUUUACCUUGUUUAUUAAGUGUUCGGCUAAAGCUCAUUGCAAAUGAUUAACCUCUGUAGUCAAUUAGGCAUUGUUUCAAAGUUUGGAAUGAAACAGGGCGAUCUCCUCAAGCGCUUGGUUCUUUAUCAAUCACUUUGAUGGAAUAGACGAUCAAACAUGAUAUCUUUCUUGCAUUAUUUUACUCUAAGAAGGCAAUUAAUCCUGUAUCAAGCCCUCAAGGAACUCAAACUCAAGGUUAGUACUGUAUUAUUUUUUGUCCUAUUCUUGUAUCUACACUUUUUUAGACAUUUUUAUCCCUUUUUCUCAGUGGUAUGUGUCUCACAUUUGUGAUUUGUGAAUUUGUGUAAAUGUUGUGCAUGACAUUAUUUUUACAUGACUGAAAUUUAUCAACUGAUCAGUUUAGUAUGGAAUGUUUUUUACACUUAUUUGAGUCUAUUUAUUGAUGAGAAUUUUGCUUUUCUCCUCAUGAUACAAAGGUGGUGAACAUUCUAGCCAAGAUGAAUCGUCAGACAAUCCGUUUGUUGUCUUAGAUGAUUUUCAAGGCAGUGAAAGUGAAGUCGAAAGAAACAUGUCCGACACUUCAGCAGUAGUUCAAAGUAUGUAUGUAAAUUAGUUGCAUUUUGAUUCUCUUUUGGUUUCAUUUUUGUUUAUUUUGCUUUUAGUGUAUGAUGCUUUGUUAUUACUAAUGUUACUGGUGUGUUCUGUUUAAGCUGUACUAAAGCAUUCCAUUCCUUUCUUAGGUAACAAAAUUAUAGAAAUUCAGCUGUAAGUGGUUAAAUGCAAGUAGCUUCAUAAUAAUAACACUUUCCCUCUUAUUAGGUUCGUCCGACAAAGAAGAAGAAAAUGAUGAAGAGGAUGAUGAUGAUGAUGAACUUGAUGAGGAAGAGCUAAUCAAGCAAAUGCUUGCUAAAGAACAACAAAAACUUUCCCAAGAAAACAGUGAUGAUGAAAAUGCCGUAGCUGAUGAUGGUGAUGAUGAUGAGGAGGAUGGCAAGGGUGAUGAUGGUGCAGGCAAGAGUGUUUCUGAGGCUGCAACAGACUCUGAACAUUUUUCAGAACAAACUCUUUCUUCUAGUAAUGUAGCUAGCUCAGUGGCAUCUACAACAACCUCAACAGUUAAGAGGUCAUCAUCUUCAACCAGUAGCACAUCGGCAUCGUCAACUGCAAGUCAGUACCCUGUGUCAUCCACUGGUCGUUGCCCAUACUGUGGCUCACCAGAUGUGAAAUACAUUAUCGUGGUUUCAGAAAACACAAAAGACUCUGAGUUGCCGCAGAGUCUUCAGCAACUGCUUACGGGCAAUCAUGCUUUUAAAAUGGCCAAAGGUGAGGUGCAUUGGGAAGAAAAACAAAAGGGAGAAGUGUAUUCUUAUGCAUGCAUCUUAAUGACACUUGAUCUAGUGGCUGUUAGACCUCACCUUCUAGUCUUGGGGUACUUACCAUAUUUACAUGGGAGAACCAGAAAUUCUGGUUGAAAAAUCAAAUGGCUUGCACCAUUCCAUGUGGGAAACUCUCAGAAGAGGCGAUGCAAUUUUUCUACUCUCUUAAGUUUGUUUAGCUGAUUUGGAUAUACUUUGUAGUGGGUUGUUCUCCCAACGCGUCAGAUUUUGUAGUGUUAUUUUUAUGAACAAGAUUUCCACUGUGAUAGUUUGUGUAAAUGGUAAGCACCCUUGGUUUAUCAUAGAGGCUCUGUUAAGUCCUGGGCGAGGAUGGGAGGUACAUAUUUCAGGCCCUAAAAGACAGGCUGUCUAGAGAUUGGCCUGCUAGAAAAAUCAAAUUUAUAGUUAAUUUUUUAAACAAUUUUUGUACAAAACACUGGUAAUCCUAAAAUAUGCUGUGAAAUGUAUUCUAUACUUGUGGCCGUUUUGAAUAAAUGGGUUGUUCCAGAAAAAAUCCACACCCCCCCGACGGAUGGGAUUCUGGAAAUUCUCGCGGGAGGGGGGGUCGAAGACUCCGGAAAUCCAGGCGGGAGGGGGGGUUGACCUUAAAAAAGUCUUCUGCAGGGGUCAUUUCGACCGAUAGUUGAUACAAAUCAAACGUUUAGUUCGAUGACACUUAAGCGCUUUCAGACCCUGAAAAUAGUCAAAAUGUUUUGUUCAUAUAUUUCUCACCUGACAUAAAUGAUAAUCUAAGUUGCUUUACAGGUCCUUUUAUAGCAGAAAACGCGAACAAGAUACUAAAGAACGGGCCUGAAGGAACUCGUCGCAAGCGUUGUUGUCACUUAAGAGCGUCAAAGCCUGACACAUUUCUACUGCGUACCCAGAGCCGCCAAGAGCUUAAGAGUGAUUUUUAUAAGCUAAGAAAUUAUGUAAACACUCGUUCAGGUGUCGAUUCGCAUUUUUGUUUUUUGCUCCUUUCGUUUUUUUAGUUCCCGCGAUAGAAUUCUUAGUUUAAUAUAAGCUGAAGCUUUAGAAAUUAAAACAAAAACAUUUAGACGUGUUUGUGUGUAUUUUCCAUUAAAAAGAAAUUAAAUUUAAGCCUUUUUUUUUUUUCCCGGAAAUCCAGGCGGGAGGGGGUCUUCCACCUUGGAAAUCCAGUUGGGAGGGGGGGUCUUGUGCUUCAGGAAAUCCAGGUGAGAGGGGGGGUUAAAAAAGGACCCCAUCCGUCGGGGGGGUGUGGAUUUUUUCUGGAAUAACCCAAUGAAUGACUGAUCCACCAACUGGAAUGAUGGCUUUGGCUUAGAACAGAAUCUGGGACUUGAGGUACAAACUGAUAAACCCUGAUGCCACACAGAGGUCAGCAGUGUUUAGGCCUUUGGAAAGUUGAGAAAAAAUUCUUUCCUCUUAACGUCUUGUCUCUUAUUAAGACCAGUUAUUUUCUUGUAUAGUUUAAUCAAAUGUUGGGAUUUUUUUACUGGUAAUAUUUAUUUUGUAUUUGCAAUAACUUAAAAUUUUUACAUUUUCCUAAACUAGUUUUGAGAAUAUAUGAAUGUGGAAGCUCUCUAAAGAAUUGAAUCUUAAUAGUGUCUGCAUUUGAGUUACUAUUAUUUGUGGCAUGGAUGGAAAGAGCUAGGGCUUAAAAUGUGCCAUUCGCUGACGAAGGCUUGAUUCGAUAAAGAAUAAUAAUAAUAAUAAUAAUGCUUGAAAUAAACUGGCCACUUUACAUUGCAUGGCUUUUAUAUGAUACUUGAAGUUUGUACUCAGAAACAUUGUCUUGAAAAUAAGAGAAACCACUUUAAAAGUACACACAGGUAGUUUUCCUUUUUGAAGACCCCACCGUAGUGUUGUUUAUGAGGACUUAUCAAAUUGUCAGAAAAAAUAAAUAAAUCUAAGGCUUGAGACUUCAUGUAACUUCUCAUUUUGUCUGGUAAGAGUUUUAAUUUGAAAAACCCAGGUGCAUGUUGAUUUGCCAGACUUGGUAUAAAUGACUUGUGUGAUUUCUGUUGAGAAAUAAGUCUUUUAGACUCAAAAACACAAAUCAAUCAGUUUUGUAUUUUGAAAGAUCCUAUUCCAAUUUUUCAAGCUCACAUUUUGCCCCUGUUUUCUAAAUUGGUUUUACCUUUCACCAGAGACAUCAACCAUUUGGUUUAUCCCCCCUUAUUGAGUACUCCACAAUGUCCACUAUCCAAAAGGUAGCAAAAACACACUAGUCAAUACUGCACAAUACCAGUGUAUAUCCCCCUGACCACUGUUGAUCAUGAGCUUUGAAACACUUCUCUUAAUGGUUGCAUUCAACUUUAUGUUACACGUACUACGCUGAAGUUAAAUCAGGGUCAUAUGUUAUUUGUCUGAUUCAUGAAUCAAUUAGAAUGAAAUCUGGUCCAUCAGUUUGAGAUGAAUCCGAAAUGAUCAUAUAGAGGAUCGGUGCAAGCAAAUUCUAAUAAUUUCUUUACCAGCAAUUACCCACUCAUUCUUUGGGAUUUUUUUUUUUUAUGGCCAAUAACUUAUAAAAUCAGCCGCUGACUUGGGUUGUCGUCACUACUCCACCAUCUUCGUCUAUGCUAUUUCAAGUUUAGCCAUUCCAAAGAUGGUCUGAGGACAAAGAAGAAAUCAAAUGAAUCUGCUGUUUUGGCGUUUUUUCCAUCGGUUUUUUAUAUUUUGUUAUUGCAUUUCUAAUAAGAACCUAACAAGAUACUGAAGACAGAGGAUGUAGACAUCAUUACAACACCAGAUAAACUAAACUCUUUUAAAAACUCAAGAAGAAUGUUGGAGAACUUUGAUGUUUAAAUGAUUUAUUACUAUUUUUUUCUAACAAUUUAUUGUUAUUGUGAACUGUAAUAAUUUUCAAAUAUUUUUAUUGUUUUAAUUUUUCAGUCUUGGUGAUGAUGAUUUAAGCAGUUGUUUUUGUUAUGGUUGUUAUUGGAUGAUCAGCUUCAAUACCAGGUCUAAUUUGCUUUUUAUUUGUUGCAUUUUAGGUGACAGUGAGCCUCCAUCCUUUCAGUGCCAGAAAUGCCAAUAUGGCUUCAACCUGAACUGGUCCAUGACAAACCUUGAAAUGAUUUUUGGACUAUCGUCUACUACUACAUCAGCUGCCACAAGUGCAGCUACGCCCUAUAAAUCAACACCCACUACUGCAUUCCAGACACCUCAUGCACCAUACAUACCACCUGCUGUUUACUCACCCUACCACCGGCCAAGUGUUCCACCACCAGGGUACCCUCCCCCUGUGAGUGUACCUCCCCCUAUGCCACCAGUGCCUCAUCUUGGGUAAGUUAAAGGAUGCCUGCCAAAGUUAUGCCAGUCCGAUACUAAAGCAGACAAAUACUCAAAGGCUGAUAUAGUUGAACUUCUCUACAAUGGCCACCUUGGGGACAGAAGAAAGUGGCCAUUGUAGAGAGGUUGAAACAAAAGUGAAUGUAUGGGCUGUCCGCCCAAAAAAAUGGCGGUUGUAGCGAGGUGGCUGCAUUUCAAGUGCUACUUUUGUUGUCUUCACACGCCCUGUGAUACAGCAUUGCUGUUUUCUUCAGAAAGUAACUCUUUGUUGAUUCAUUAUUAUACUGUAAUAUAAAAAGGUUUGUCACAACCUUUGCCAUUUUGUCUCUUUCUUAGGUAAUUUGUUUAUUUAGACACAUUUGAUAUCUUUCUGAAAGAGUGUUGGUGAUUUUUAAGGCUUUUCUGUUAUGGUUUCCUGCUGCCCUUGCGCACUUAGCGAGAUUAUCUGUCUUGAAAAUUAUUCAGUAGGCUCAUCUGCUAAGGGCAGUCACCUACAUCCCGGCAGUUAUUCACAGACACAUUGCCAGAUUAUAUGUUAUUAUGUACUAGAGUUGAAACUUUUGUGAACAUACUGAUUUUUAUUGAACAUAAGCAAGUCUGUGUUACAAGUAGCUGUGCUCUGGGUUUAUACCAAUUUGUAAUUUCUCCUUUUUUUCUUUUCUUAACAGCUUUCUACCUACCUACCCUGGUUAUUAUGGUUCAUAUUAUCCUCCCACUCCAUUCCCACCACCCAUAGGUUCUUAUCCUCCCUAUACACCACCUACCAUACCACCCCCUGGAUUACCAUAUGCUAGGAUACCUCCCCCAGUUAUUCCCCCACCUGGUAUACCACCUCCUGGGGUAGUUCCACUUGCAAUACCACCCCCUAGGAUACCACCCCCAGGUAUUCCUCCACCUGGUAUACCUCCUCUCCGUAUGCCUACCCUUGGACUGCCACCUCCUGGAAUACCACCCCCAGCGAUACCACGUCCUGCCUUACCACCCCCUCGGGUACCACCCGUUUACCCCGCUCCAGCUGUUUCUUCUAUUCCCCCACCAACAUCACCUGUUAUGAGUAACUAUGCUCAAUCUCAGUCUAUGCCCCAAGUCAAUUCACGUUACCCUCCUACUUCUGCCAGUGGCUAUCGUCCCCCUCCUGCUAGACUUCCAUCUUACCCAGCCCAACAGCAUGUCCGACCCCAAAGGCCGGGGGUGCCUCGGUCAUGGUACCAAGCUCUUGGGUAUUCAGCAGCCACAGCGGCAGCAACAGCACAGCAAAACGUAGCCACCGGGCAGGAAGCUGCCGGAGAUGUUGUCAAUGAUGUAGCAGCUGCUCGAUUUGAGAUGGUGUUGAAUCAGAUUGACAGAGCCAAAGCUCGAGUUCGUAAUGAGAAGGACAAGAUGAUAGAGUUUCAGAAAGCAGUUGAGCAGUUAAACGAGGAACCCAACGCACUGACAGACGAAGGACAAAAGAUGCCAGAGUUUGAGGAAAAACCGCCGGGAGAUGAGGAUAUAGGUUUGUUAUUUCCUCAUGCACCAUGUCUACUUGAAAAAUGACAGGACUUUAGUUUUGAGUUAGAAAGGCGUAAUUUUAUAUGUCGCUUUUACCGUCACUAUACAACAAAAACAAAACAAUUUCAUAAAGUAAUUUGUGAAAGUCUAAGCGAACCUUUUCCGUUUUCGUUGUUUUCGCCUUAUCCUUGAUCCUUGAUCUUCCAUUUUCUGGGAUUUCUUAACAGAACUGACUUUUUGUAUUUUUAUAUCUAUUUUUAUAUAUUUCAUCGUUUUUUUAGGAUGCUUUUAAGAGCACGAAAGUUGAGAACAGAUCAUCUAUUGCUGGCAGGGAGAUUUGUAUUACGUCCCCUAAACAAAUUAAUUUCUUUUUCUUCUUCAGUGUUUGGCUCUAGUGAAGUUAUUAGUGAGUCUUCGGCACUUGAGAAAGACGCUGAACUGCCAUUAAACUCAUCCGUUUCAGAAAACUCAGCUUCCCUGUCGGUAGUGGAUCCCUCCGGUUUCACCGAACAAACAGACGCGUUUAUCAGGGAAAAUGAUGCUAUAGAGCGUGACAUCGAGUCAUUGCCCCGUGACAGUGUUACAACAACUGCCAAUGAUGCCGUGAUGCGUGACCUUUCUGACGACAGUGAGACUGUAGCUGUCACAAGUAAUAUUACAGGAAAAGCUGUCACUGAUGCGGGCGAAGAAGUAAUCAAAGACAGUACCACUGAAGAUGAACCAGAAACACUGAAAACAACAACCAGGGCGGCUCCAACCCGACGAGGUCGCUCUGGACGCUCUACAAGACAAGAGAAGUUAUCAAGUCCACCUACCGCAGUUCCCACUCGGCAGACAAGGCGAUCGCGGAGAUCUGAACCCAUCGGCACCGAUACUACAGAGGAUGCACAUUCAACUAGUUUUGAAGAGGAAAUUAUGCCAGUUACUGGGAAGACCAGAAAGUCCCGCAUGACAAAACCAGUCAGUGAAAAACAAAAUAGGCUGGGCAUGAGAAACGACAAUCAGGAAAGCAUGCAAGGUGGAGUGGAUACGAGUGACACUGACAUAGGCGAGUCGUCAGAUGUGUUAAGCCAAAGCAGUAGCGUUGUUCCGCAGACCGAAAGUGACUCCGUGCCUCCAGGUCCUAGUGAUUCACUUCCAUCCUCUUCCGAAACAGAAACUGCUGAUGUUGAUGUUGCACGACAACAGCCGAGGAGACAAACACGGGGUAGAAAGAGAAUGCCAGUUGCAACCAUUGCUGAACCAUCCCUCAAGAAAGCUCGACAACAAGCGGCAGAAGAGGAAGAACACAAUAAAGACAAAGAGUCCGGCGUUGGAGGUGGUUUAGUAGACAAUCCACCUAUUGUUACCGCGGAGGGAGACGUGGAGAUGGCCGAUGUACGUGCUGCAGAAGAGGAAUCCCCAAGGCUUCCAUCUAGCCAAGAGAUUGAAAACGUUGCGAUGGAUACGGGCAAGGAAGAGCUAACGGAACUAAGUGAAGGGGUUGAAUCUGGAGAAGUCACACAGGAACGUAAAAAGCAGCCUGCUAAGACGCAGACUAAGCGUCAAACACGUAAGUCUGCAGUGCAACCACCACAAGAACCAGAAGUGCUUCCAGCGAAGGAAAGUUUGGUUAGUCCGCCAACUGAGGGCACGGCACACGAGUGUGAAGUAUCAACAGCCGAGCUAUCUUCGACUUAUCGACGUACUCGCAAAUCAACCCCGCAAAAUGUUACUCCGGAGACAGCAAAGGGCGCCAGCAAUCGGCGAACAAGAAAGUCUGCGCAACUGGCUUUUUCGGAGCCUGAUACAUCAGAUAUCGAACAAGGUACAGACAAUGUUAAAACACAAUUGAGUAACUCAUACGAAGGCGGAAUAAAUAUAUCCGAGGAUAUUCAAGAAGAAGAGGAAGAGAUAAAACCACCUUCCCCUCCUCAACAGAGGGAUGAAAAGCCUACUCGCCGUACAAGACAGAGUCGCAAUUUGCCGAUACAAAACGAAGAUGUCCCAUAUCCCCAAACAAAUGAUGCUGACUCUUCAGCUGUUGAGGAAGACCCGCAUACACCUCGCACGCGUAAAACUCGGAGGUCGUUGGUCGCAAACGAAGACAGUGCAAACGUAGAUGUUCAGGUUCCAGUGGAAUCCGACAUGCCAGAAGAAAAUGUUUCUUCUCGGCGGCCACGUAGAAUAAAAUCUAAGCAAGCAUUGAAAGGAAGCACUGAUUUGUCGCAGGAGUCAGAUGAGAUGACAGCCGAAGGUGAUGUCGAGGAAAAACCUACUGCGGCUGCUCCUCAAAGGAAGCUCUCGAAGAAAAUGACGUCAGUACAGUCCCCAGAAACUGUCACAAAAAGAGUUACUAGAGCGCAACAGAAAAAGUAGACUUUGUGUACUGUGGUUUUUAAAGACUGGCUGAUUUAGUUUUACGAGCUCAGUUGGGUGAUAAAUGGCCUCGCAGACUUAGAGGGAGCUAAUCGAAGUGAGUUAUUAGGGAGCUUAAGCAAAGCCGUUUUUGAGCGACGGACGGUAAUCGGAUGUGAGGCUUUUUCCCUUUCAGUAGAUGUGGAUGCUGACAACUUUAUAUUGCUAAGUUUCUUUUCAUGUAUACAGGCGAUUUUCCCGGAAAUGUGGACAAAACAACCGCCUAAAAAUGCGUAAGUUCAAUUUCAGUUGCCGUCCAUCGCUCAAAAACACCUUUGCUUAACGCCUUUCCCAAUCCAAAAUCGUUGCAGUCCGGGAGCUUCGGACCAGUUCCAAAAGCCUUCUGUUUGAAUAUUUCGUCCUGAUUAGCUACUCCUGGUUAUGCGAGGAUAUUUAGCCAUUGUGAAUCGAUUCUGUUAAGAAUCAUAUUCACUUUCCUUGCUAUUCGCACUUGAGACGUUUGUCAAACGAGUUCGAUGGAGGGGAAAUCGGUCUGCUACUACAGGGGAACCUCUAUAUAACGAACGAUUUUCUUUACCCCAGCAAUAGCAGAAUAUAUGAAAAAGAACCUCGAUAUAACAAAAUCUAGUUGUUGCCAGCAAAUUUUUCCAGUCCCUUGACCCUUCGUUAUAUGGAGGUUCCACUGCACAGUUGCUUGCAGCAUCUAUGUCUUUGAUUCUACAGUCAACUCUCUCUAAGACUGACGCCUUUGGGACCAGUAGUAAGAGUCGAUUGAAGAGUGAUGUCCGUGUUAUACAAAGUAAAAUAAAUGGAGUAAAGAAAGGCGGGGAUAAAGUCUAGGUGUCCGUUUUAUCGACGUAUCCUUCUUACAGAGGUGUCCGUUAAGAGAGAGUGGACUGUGCCGCUUAAGAGCACCAUCAAGACCAGAAAAUACGGCUGUCGUGAAAAGGUUUUAUAUUUAGGUGUACGAACAGCCUGCUAGCAAGCUCUCUAGGGCGCCCCGCCGCCAGAACGCCCCGGAGAGCUUGCUAGCAGGCUAUUGUACGAACAUAAUUUUUUUCCUUUUCGAUCGACCACCCUUCAUCCAUCGUAGGAACGGUCAGAAAGACGUUUUGUUAAGUUGUGUAAAAUGGUUUUGUGUACAUACGUUGACGCAGUAUUGCAAUACUUAAUAUAUCAACUAAAACAGAAAGAUGUGGACUUGCUGGAAGUUCUUAUUC